CGAGAAAAGAUGCGUUUCUCUUCCAUGGUUGCCGUCACCCUCUUGGCUCUUGGCGAGACUGGGCUCUGCGAUCGCCAAGAAAGGCAGUCAAAGUUGUUCUCUGGUAGCGUCGCCGGCCGCGCCGCGGUCCUCGUUAGACAAGAAGUCGACAAGCCCACCGUCGAGAAGAGACAAAUCAGCUUCGAGAACGGAGGCAUCAGCAUCGGCGGCGCCGGAGGACUCCAGCUCGGCGGGAAGGGCAAAGGCAAAGGGAAUGCUAACGGCCAGGCUACUGCCGGUCAGCCCGGUACCAAUGUCGCUGGUAACCGAACCGCCAACAACAACGCCGGCCUGACUAUCGGCGGCAUCAACCUCGGAGGCGGCAACGUCGGGACUACCGGAGGCAAUGGAGGCACCGGCAACAGCGCACUGGAUGCUUUCCUGAACGCAGCCAACGGCAAGAAGAAGAACAAUGGCACUGCUAAUGCUGGCGAAGGUGCCGCUGCGCCGGGCAAGGCUGCUGGUGGCGAAGGACAAAAGGCUGGUGCUGGUGCUGCUGCCGGUGGUGGAAAGCAGAAGGGCGAGGGCGGUCCCGGUGCUAACCCCGGUGAAGCCGCAAAGGCUGAGCAGGGACUCGGAGCAAACCCCGGCGAGGCCGCAAAGGCUAACGAAGCCGCGAAGGAAGCGCAGCGGAAGGGUGCUGGGGCCGGCCUCGGGGAGGCUAAGCCGGCUGGUGAGGCUCCGCCUGCGAAUGCUGCCGAGGGGCCCAAGCCUGCCGAAGGAGCCGUGCCUGCUGAAGGAGCCAAGCCUGCUGAGGGAGCCAAGCCUGCCGAAGGAGCUGCCGAGGGACAGCCCAAGGCAGUACAGGAAUCGGAGCAGUUCAAGGACAACGCCGGCAUCACUCUCGGUACUGAUGGCCAAGCCCAGAACAUCGGAGGCAAUCUCGGUAUCACCAAAGGUAGCGAUGGCAGCACAUCCGUCGGCGGCAAGUCUGGUAUUAACAUUAGCCCUGGUGGUGCCCAAAGACAAGGCAAGGGUAAGGGUAAUGGCCAGCAGCAAGCGACUCCGCCGCCCGCUGAGGGACAGCCGGCUGCCCAGCCUCCAGCUGCGGCACCUGAAGCUCAGCCGGCGACGCCUGCGGCUCCGCCCGCUGCUCCAGCCGCUGAAGCUUAGGAGGAUACUCUGCGGUUAUAUAGCACUCUGUUACGGUACAAUAAUUGAAACGGGU
Messenger RNA from Colletotrichum godetiae, 1207 nucleotides. RefSeq lists its product as uncharacterized. The record is from RefSeq and is a predicted model, not a curated record. The transcript is spliced from 4 exons. The coding region runs from base 10 to 1152 and encodes 380 amino acids. Lineage: Eukaryota; Fungi; Ascomycota; Sordariomycetes; Glomerellales; Glomerellaceae.